Molecule: messenger RNA, 1304 nt
Organism: Drosophila takahashii
Lineage: Eukaryota; Metazoa; Arthropoda; Insecta; Diptera; Drosophilidae
Product: plasminogen receptor (KT)
Biological process (GO): positive regulation of plasminogen activation
Cellular component (GO): plasma membrane
Source: RefSeq, a predicted model, not a curated record
AUUCCAACCAAGCAUCCCGAGAUUCCAAUCGCAUCGAAAUGGGUGCCACGGCCUCGUGUAAGAAAUCCAACGGCAGUGGCUAUCCGGAGCACGAUGAUCCCAGCUACCGAAAGUGCCAGGAGCUCAAGAUGGAGCGCUGGAUCCAGAUGCACUACCAGAUCAAGCAGCGGGAACAGGCCUUGGCCAUUGCCCAGCACCGCGAGCUCUUCUACUGGCUGAGCGGUUUCUACCUGAGUGCCGUCUACGGCUGCGCCAGCUACUACCAGAGGGUCAAGAGGGUCUCCGCGCUGGCUCCGCUCCUGCCGCUCACCUUCGUGGUGGGCUACUACACGGACUGGGCCUACGGCAGCAAGCUGCACCGCAUCCAAGCGGAGGCCAACAUGAUCAUGGAGCACGAGCAGGAGCUGCUCCACUGGCCAGGCGGCCUGCCCACGGUGGCCGGAAUCGAUGAGGCCCGCGUGGAGACGGAAAUGGAAAAGAAAAUGCAUCCGCACCACAUGUAGAGGCAAAAGGCUGCCCCUCUCCCCGUUAGUCUGUAGGCGGGAUUGGGUUCUCGUGCUCAGGUCCCCAUUAAAAAUAUAAGGAAAAUAUUAUGCAACGCAAUCGAUAGAAUGCAAAUCACAAUCACACACAGUUUGAGGAGUUUGAGAAAGCCAUUAGCUAGAAUUGAAUUGUUUUUAAGCAUCAACAUUCGAGAAUGCUGAACUGUAGGGACCAUUUAACAACACUCCACAACACAAAUGAGUUUUAAGCAUAGAAAAAAUCUCCAGAAUGCUACAUUAUAAAUCACAAUUCCUACACAGUUCUUUUCAUCUACAGCAUUUGCAUUUUGAAGAAGCUGCCAGAGAAAUUAUUUCGAAACUUAAGCUUGUCCCUAACUGGAACACAUCAUAUCAUACAGCUCCUAAGGAGCGAUAUUUUCCCUUCUAAACUCACAAACAUAUAUCCAUAUAUCCUGCACAGAACCCCAGCCAGCCUACAGCGCCAGAUAGCUCAAAUAUAGGCCUAUAUAUUUAUAUUAUAUAUAUUUAUAUAUUCAGAACUCCUCUGUAACGACCAUUUACUUAGCCGCAGUUUACUUCUAACCUAAUCUAUCUAUCUGUGUGUGUCUACUCACUUGCUCGCUCUGGAAGGCGGGACGCGCUUCACUUUUCCAGCAAUUUUUUGAGACAAUACUCCUUAUAUUGGAUAGUUAAUGAUUGAUAUAUAUAUAUUAUAUAUUAUAUACAUACAUAUAUGUACACUUGAUAAAAAUUGUAGUCUAGAAUGUCUAAUAAAUGUUUUGCUCCCAGCUCAAAUCAAAA